CUCAUUUAUGGGACAUGAUACUCCAGCAGUAUUAAAUAAUUGCUUCAGCCUCAUACUUAUUACACCAUGCACACUUGUUCCACAUCCUAAAAAAAAUUGUACUAGCUUGUGUAAUGAAGAAACCAGAGCUUGUGUUCAUCCCCAUGCCGGCCGCUGGCCACCUUGUAUCCACAGUAGAGGCUGCAAAGCUUCUCCUUGACCGUCAUCAUUUACUCUCCAUCACUAUCCUCAUCAUUAAGCCUUCUUCAGACUCCAUCAUCAGCUCCUUGGCCAAUUCCAUCUCUAAAUCAGAUCGUCUCCAGUUCAUUGAUCUACCUAAUGAAGAUGACGACUUCAAGGAUUUGGGUUUUAUUGAUAAACAGAAGGCCCAUGUCAAAGAAGCCGUCUCCAAGCUCACUGCUUGUUCUGACUCGUCGCUUGCUGGAUUUGUACUCGAUAUGUUCUGUACAUCGAUGAUAGACGUGGCCAAGGAGUUUGGUGUUCCCUAUUAUAUUUUUUUCACUUCAGGUGCAGCUUUUCUCGGUUUCUUGUUUUACGUGCAGCUUAUUCACGAUGAACAGGACGCUGACCUUACUCAGUUCAAGGACUCCGACGCGGAAUUGUCGGUGCCGAGUUUGGCUAACUCACUUCCUGCGAGGGUUCUGCCUGCUUCGAUGCUUGUAAAGGAUCGGUUUUCCGCUUUCAUCCGCAUCAUCAGAGGACUUAGAGAGGCGAAGGGUAUCAUGGUAAAUACAUUCAUGGAACUGGAAUCUCAUGCAUUAAAUUCUCUUAAAGAUGAUCAAAGUAAAGUUCCUCCUAUUUAUCCUGUGGGACCCAUCUUGAAAUUGAGUAACCAGGAAAAUGAUGUAGGCCCCGAAGGGAGUGAAAUCAUAGAAUGGCUUGAUGAUCAACCUCCAUCAUCAGUGGUGUUCCUGUGCUUUGGGAGCAUGGGAGGUUUUGAUAUGGAUCAAGCCAAAGAAAUUGCAUGUGCACUGGAGCAAAGCAGGCACCGAUUCUUGUGGUCCUUACGGCGGCCCCCACCAAAGGGUAAAAUUGAAACCUCAACUGAUUAUGAAAAUCUCCAAGAAAUAUUACCCGUAGGAUUCUCAGAACGAACGGCUGGGAUGGGGAAGGUAGUUGGAUGGGCUCCACAAGUAGCCAUAUUAGAGCAUCCAGCAAUCGGAGGUUUUGUUUCUCACUGUGGGUGGAAUUCUAUAUUGGAAAGCAUAUGGUUUAGUGUUCCAAUCGCCACGUGGCCGUUAUAUGCAGAGCAACAAUUCAAUGCCUUUACAAUGGUGACUGAAUUGGGAUUGGCUGUGGAAAUUAAAAUGGAUUAUAAGAAGGAGAGUGAAAUAAUACUGAGUGCUGAUGAUAUAGAGAGAGGAAUAAAGAGUGUGAUGGAACACCAUAGUGAAAUAAGGAAGAGGGUUAAAGAGAUGAGUGACAAGAGUAGGAAGGCCUUGAUGGACGAUGAAUCUUCAUCCUUUUGGUUAGAUCGUCUGAUUGAAGAUGUGAUAAAUAAUCUUUCGUGAAUCACUUCCCUACUUACGUUGCAUAUGAUAACAAGUGGCUUGUAUUACCAUAAUAAAUUUUUAAAAAAAAAAAAAAAGGCUUAAUGCUCGAUUCUUGCUUA
Molecule: messenger RNA, 1612 nt
Organism: Manihot esculenta (cassava)
Lineage: Eukaryota; Viridiplantae; Streptophyta; Magnoliopsida; Malpighiales; Euphorbiaceae
Product: anthocyanidin 3-O-glucosyltransferase 6-like
Exons: 1
Coding region: 114-1511 (465 amino acids)
Molecular function (GO): UDP-glycosyltransferase activity
Source: RefSeq, a predicted model, not a curated record